AUUGACCGCUUCCAUAAGCUAGUUCCAGAAUUAAAGGAUGACCACACAGAAAGUGACGUCUUGGGGUUUCAAUAUUGCUGCAUUGGAGCAAUCAAAAGGGGGAGACUGUGCAAGUUAUAUUACCAAUUGCGGCCAUCUGAGGGCUGUGAAGCUUAUGUCCCCCCGGUUCAAGGUAGGAUAUUCUUGCGUGUUUGUGUUUUACUUAUUUAUUUUUGGCUUCUCAAUUGUAAGCGAUUUAACUUUUUGCCUCAUUUUUGGCAACAAGAAAAGUCAUGAACAUUAAAGAACAGACAAUUAUGGAAUGACGAAGCUGAGUACGUGUAAAAGCUGAACCAGCCAGUUUGUUUUUCAUUCAAAAUAACUUAAACUUGGCUCGAAAAAUCCUUGAUUUUACCAUAACAGUUCCUCGGCAUUUUAGGACGCGACUUUCUGUCGAAUUUCGAUGCCUUUCUGCGAUCUGUUUCAGUCAAUUGUUUAGCUAUUGUCAUUACCAGUGGUGUAAAAAAAAUCGAUUGGUAUUCGAAAAAGUUUUCAAAACGUGCAACCUCGAUUCAAAGUGUACGUGAACUCGCAAUAUGGCUAACCGCGUCCUGUCAUUGGAUAUCCCAUUUAAUUUUAACGGCUCUUAGAAUGUCAACUGAAACUAAUAAGGAUGGCGUAUAAUGAAAGAGGACAGUGUGUGUGUCAUUUCUAAGUCACCAAAACGUUUUUCUCUUCCUUCUUAUUCAAACAAACGCAUUUUUAGAUGAAAGUUUUUACAUGUAAUCUUACCGUACUUUGCGAAUUCGGAAAUGGCCCAUUGUUAUUUCUAAUUGUGGGUUAAUGGGACACUUUAUGUCAGCUGACAUGGAGAGAGCGGACGGGCGGUCCUACAAACAAUCACCUUACCCAUGGGCUCCAGAGCUUUACUGAAAAAGCAAACAAACAAAUAAACAAAAACAACAAUUUUUUACAAUUAAGCACUCAGCACAAAGUGCUCACUUGAUUCAAAAGACAUAAAAACUUGACUAGACCACGUCAGGUUCGUUGAAAAGUAUCUUGAAAUUUUUGUUGAGAUUUUACUUAUGAUUACCAACUGCUGUCUUGUAUCGCAGCUCCUACUUUUGGAGAUCCUCAUGUUGUGACACUAGACGGCAGAAACUACACUUUCAACGGACUUGGUGAGUACACUAUGAUAGACAUCAACGAUGAGUUCUUCCAGCUGCAAGCUAGAACAAAACUUGCUAAAAAAGGAGGGACAGCGACCAUCUUUGCUGCGGCAGUGGCGAAGGAGGAAAGUACAAGCACAGUGCAGGUUGCUCUGAAAGAAGGAGGUCAGUAGACGAUACGAGUUUUUUUCUUUUCUCUUUUACCUUAGAUGGCAUCCUAUAAGCAGGUCAAUGUUCCUAACAUAUGAAAUUGUGUGCUUGGAUUGUUUACAGGAGGAUUGGAAGUGCUCAUAGAUGGUCAGCCAUACAAUGACUACGAUGGUUUGACAAACUCCAGCGUAUUUGUCAAUGGAUCUCUAGCACUGUCACGUCCAGAAAGCAACUCCUUCCUCGUGACGUUCCCCUCUGGGAUAUCUGUAACAGUCACUGAACUACAAGGCUCUCUUACUAUAGUCUGCGCUGCACCCAUAUCCUUCAAAGGAAACACCAAGGGGCUCUUAGGGACUUGGAACGAUGACACCCUUGAUGACUUCUUGAGACCUGAUGGAACAACGCUACCAUCCAACGCCACAGGCCGUCAGAUACAUUUCGAUUUUGGCUUACAUUGUAAGUCUCAUCACACUUUAGUGCCACGUUUAUAGUAUUUCAUGUUAUAUAGUCUUUAACAGUGUUCUAGACGGCUACCUUCGUUAUCCAGUAUUUAGUAUAAAUGUGCAGGCAAGAGGUUUAUUAACCGUUGAAGCAAGGGGCUCUUUAACAUUUUGUCUCAGUGUUUAACACAUAAAUGAGAAAAAAAUAGUUGUUAAACUGCGAACUAAUCUUUCCUACAGUAUACUUCAUUUUUCUUUCCAAUAAUUUGAUUUAUGUUUUAAACAAGAAAAGGCGCGUGCAAAGUUCACAAAGGUACAUGUUCUAAUGUUCUAAUAUGUUAUUUUGCUAGGGCAAGUGAUGGAGAAUACAACCCUAUUUACCUACAAUCCUGGAGAAAACACAAGCACUUACGCUAAUGCGUCAUUUGUUCCUAUCUUUUUGGACGAACCAAUAAAUUUUGCAACCAACGAGUUAAGGGUUGCAGCAGAGCUUGCUUGUCAAGGGGACGUGAACUGCUUGUUCGACAUCGCUUCCACUGGAGAUGUAUCUGUUGGAGAGAGCACCAAACAAGUAGCUGUACAAAUUGAAAUUGACUCACAGGCAUUGGGUAAGACAGUGGCGCAGUUGUUUGAUUAUGCGCGUUAUAAAUUUUGAAAUAUUAUUAUAUCGUUACUGUCAAGUAUCUUCUUGCCAAGGAUUGCCGCUUUUAAGAAGUCUGGAUGUAAACUCUACCACACCGAACACAGACAUCUCAGCUGAUAGGAAUAAUAAUUCGUAAAAAGUGAACCACAAUUUUGAAUUUGAAGAAAGACAUUUCUUCAUUGAUGUAUGAUCAUCUUCAGUUGCAAGUAAUACAGUAACUUUGGGUUGAAACAGACCUUUGUCACGCGGCGGCCAUUUUAUUCCAAGAGAUUAAAAAAGCUUUCUUUUGCACGGCUAGCCUCGCAGUGAAAACGACGCUAGCCGUGCAAAUACAAAUCUUUUUUAAUCUCUUGGGACAAAAAGGCCACCGCGUGACAAAGGUCUAUAUAACAAUACAUGCACAAGUAUAUGGUGAUACAUCAUGCAUCACCAUAAUUGUUAUUUCGAAGCUGAUAAACUGUAUUACAUGCAACUGAAGAUGAUCGUAGACGAUGGAGACAUUUAUUGCUUUAAAUUCAAAGUUGUAGUUCAUUUUUUGCGGAUCUUUGUUUAUUCUCCAUUUUCCAGACCAAAUGAAUGAAAAUUAGAUUCAAAUCCAAUGGUAUCUCAUUGGCCUCCUUCUUAAACCUGGUUACCAUUUAAUAAAACUGUGCCACACAUCUCUGCACUUCGUGAUAGUACUAAUUCCAUGCUUAGAGUAAGGGAUCUCCGUCCUUUUUUAAUGCUCAGUCUAUUUUUAUAAUGUUCAUGUUUUGCAGAAAAUUUCCCUCCAAGGAUUCUAACAGGACCAACUGAGGUCAAUAUAACUGUCAACGAAACAGCUACUAUUAUUGUGACAGCAGAGGAUCCUAACAACGAUUCCUUGACUUUCACUUUAUCUGGAACACUUCCCACCGGUUAUACAACGACAAGCGAUGCGUCGUCAAUAACUUUGACUUGGAGGGUUACCUCUGAGGAGGUAACCGUUUGUUAUUGUAAAUCACAGUUUGUCUUCAGCCUGGUGUGGGGGGCUUCUGAAAAAAUAAGAUAUUGAUUUUUUUAUUCUUCUUUAAUACCGUUUUCAAAUAGAUCUCAUUUGCUCGUAUUUAUAUUUUCAUGCAGACUCUUUUGAGUAUUCCGCUUCAAAAUUAAUUUUGACAAGCACUUUACUUUUACAGAUCGAAGUAGACUUCAUUGUGUCGGAUGGAACUGCAACCACAGUCUUAAGUCCAGUCAUUUAUGUUUGCGCAUGUCUUAAUGAUGGAAGCUGCUUUCAUGAAGAAGAGGAUAGCGAGGAAAACAAUGCCAACAACACAGAAAGAUUCAACACUCUCUCGUGCGCGUGUAAGGAUGGUUACACCGGAUCCUUUUGUGAUUCAGAUCUUGACGCCUGCGAAGAAAAUUCCCAGCCAUGUUACCCAGGUGUCACCUGUACUGAUUUACCGCCACCUGCAAACGAGACUGGAUUCCAAUGCGACCCCUGUCCAAGUGGUUACUCAGGAGAUGGUAUUGAUUGUACAGGUAUAUCAUAAUUAUAGGUUACUGACCAGGCAAAACGGCUCAAGGCCAAUACCCAACCAUCUUGUCUUGCGGCUGGACCACCAGGGAAAUCCCGAAAGGUCAAGAUGGGCCUUUCUUUCACGCUCUGGUGGCCAAUCAGAACAAGGGAUUAGCUUCAAAUUGCUCACGGCCUCUACAGUCAUAUAAUAAAGGCGUUUAUUGCAACUUAUGAUUUCCCGCCUCCAAAUAAUAUCCAGGGAUAUAGUCAUCCUUCAAACGAUCAUAUAUAAUCCCGAGCCGGUUUAUGUUAGCUACGAAGGAAUGCUAGCAUCGUACAAACGCCCUUCGGUGCUCAAACAUCUUCGAUGGUACGGUUUCUGUCGUUUGUUUCUUUAGGUUAUCCGUUUGAGCCCGGAGUUCAUUAGCAGAUACUCAAGAGUUGGUAUUCUUACUCUUUUACUUAAAAUGUACUUAGUAUGUUUUCUAUAUACUUCGUUUCUUUUAGACAUUGAUGAAUGCUCUGUAAACAAAGGUGGCUGUCAGCACAAUUGCAUUAACACCCCCGGCUCAUUAGCAUGUAAGUGUGAUGAUGGAUAUUAUCUCGAUGCAGACAAAAAGUCUUGCCAGGGUAAGAACGAUUCAACCUUGUUUGUCUCGUCUUUUUUUCUCCCAUUUCUUAAUUUGAAAGUUUGUCAGCAAGAAUCUCAUGUGUUACGUUUGCCUAAACCUUGAAUCGGAUUCUCAAUGCCACUUCGUUUGGAAAGAAGUAUGAAGAUGACAGUUUACAGUGUACUCUUGCGCUUUCAGAUGUGAAUGAGUGUUCCCCUGCCAGUGACUGUAUGCAUCAAUGUGAAAAUACCGCAGGAGGAUAUAAUUGCAAAUGUGAUGAAAAUUUUAAGGUGGAUCCUGCUGAUUCAAAGAAAUGCAUACGUGAGUAUUCUUAUUCAAGGGCAAUUAUCGCCUGUCUGUGCCACUCAUGUAAAAAAAUAUAUAUUUUAAAAAAAUCACCUUUACUUUCAUUGUUCCUAACGUGAUGUUUGUUAUUAUUAUUUUUCGUCAGCUGAAAAUGUAUGUACAGGUCAACAUGGCUGCCAACAAGUUUGUUAUCAAGCAGAUGGACAGAACAAGUGUUCGUGCCACGCGGGAUAUGAACUAAACCAAGAUGGCAUGACAUGCUCAGGUAUUUAUUUAAACAAAUACUUUAUUCAGGCAGCUGAUCAUUUAAAACAUGAGUAGUUUAGGAACAAGGUCGCUAGAACGAAAGUUGUUACUGAAGUAAUCCAGGUUGGCAUGACCUGUUGUAACUAUCUAAGAUUACCAGUAAAGGGCUUCGUCUCGAUACCCAACCAUACUAGUGUCCACUGACCUUGUCUGGGAGCGUUCCGCCAGGUCGUGGUUUCUAAAAAAAGAUAUUUAACAGUUACGGUGGACAUCGCAGAAUUAAAUGAAACUUGGCGACUAUAAUUGGUUGCCUAGGGAGGUCUUGGUAAAAGUCCUCUAAGCCUAUCAAACCCUUUUUUUCACUUGGAACUUUCUUGACCGCUGAAGACAAAAUUUUUUGCAAAUUAACCUUUUCGCUGCUUAAAAACAAAGAGCCCGUCUAAAUUCAGCGACGAUUGAUUGAUCGGUCGAAAACUGAGAAGCGUGCUCGCUUCCUGGCGCCCUGCGGCUCACGUAUUGUUAAAUUUCUUUCACAUGAUUGGCUAGUUCGUUAGACCACAAACACAAAGGGAAAGGAAUGUAGUUUGGUUUUCAGCAGCCGUUUGUGGGAAGGAGCGUUUCCUGACGACACUAAAAAUGGUUGUGUAGCUGACUAAUCAAAGGGCAACCCUGCUCUAUGAUAUGUCACGUACAAUGGUAUGAUUUCACAUAAUUAUACUUUAACUACUCCUCUUUUCCAGAUAUAAACGAAUGUGAGACUGGAAAAAGUCUAUGCAGUCAGACGUGUAGUAAUCGAAUGGAAGGUUACAAUUGCUCCUGUGCAGACGGAUUUAGUCUUGACAGUGACGGUUACACUUGCAACGGUAUCCAGUUUGUUCUGACUUGUUUUUCUCGGGCAUAUAUUGAAAGAAAACAAAACUGAUAAAAAAGGAAAGAUAUAUAGAUAUAGAUAUAGAUAUAUAUAUAAAUAGGAGAAAUAAUGAAAAUGAUUACGAUAAUGAUGAAGAUAAUGUUAAUGAUGAUGAUGGGUCCAUCAACUGAAAUUACCCAUGCAAAGCUUUAAUUAUUUUUGACCAACAAAUAAUUUUAAAUAAAAAAAAGAUUAUUCUUAAUAAAAUAAGACUAAGAAAAUUAGUGAAAGCGGAGCAUGCAAACUGAUAAUCAUUUCCAUUUUAAAUUGACUCAUUAGAUUGUCCGCAAUUAGUUUUUGAUUUCGGUAUAAUCUUGGAGCAUUUAACUUUGUUAAACUGUUUUGGUCUACCUCUGUUCUCUUUAUAAGAUAUCGAUGAAUGCAGGGAAUUCACUUUCCAAUGUCAAGAUGCUUCCCAGACUUGUAGUAAUCUCCACGGAUCUUACAAGUGCGUCUGUGGAGAAGAUUUGUACUGGAUUGACAACAAAUGCCAAGGUUUGCUUGCAAAUGAAUUCAGUUGUUAUUUGAAUCAAGCCAUGACUUUAAUUUGUUCUGAUUUAUCAAUGAUUUGGACUCAUCUUUAACAGAUUGUUCAGUCAAAGUUGUUUUGCCACUAUCAUUGGUGAUUUUCUACAGUUUACCAUGUUCCUACAUACAUACAUACUUACAUACAUACAUAUUUAUUGGUUUGUCCCAACAGGCCUUUCAGAGUCAAUGUCACAGUAAUAAUAUUAAUCACAUAAAGCUCAAAACACGAAAAAUAAUUAACUAACUAAAUUAAAAGGAGGCGUCUAGAAGAAGUCGCCUAAUUGACGCUUAAAACUUUUAACGAAUUCGCUUACUUUGAGCUCUGGUUGUAGCUUAUUCCAAAGGGGACGUCGCUCUAAAUUCGAAGGACCUUUGGCCACUAGCAGUGCAUAAGAGUGGUAUUCUCAACAUUUCCGAGUUCCUGAUUGUCUUUCAUUACCAAACCAUAAUAUCUUUGUAACACAUGUACUACAGCAUCAUUACAGGAGGCUGCUUGGCCAUUUGGUCAGCGCGUCGGACUCUUAAUCCGGUUGUCCCGGGUUCGAGUUCCAGUUUGGCCACUUGCAGGACUUUUUUUCGUUUUUCCCGAGUUAAAAUCCUCGGAGACGCUUGUAAAUAGCCAACUGGUUGCCGGAUGUUUUUGGGAUCUUAAUCCUUUUAUCUUAAGUUUGAAUUAUUUGUUCUAAUAUUGUGUGUUUUCACAUGACGUCAUGGAGGCCAUAUUUGUGUCCCAAAACAAUGAAACGGCGGCCAUGUUUGUGUCCCAAACCAAUCCUGUGUCCUAGAAUUAUGAAUCCUGCCUCUGUUAAAGAAUAACUGGAAUGAUUAUUCCUUUCAGGAAAUCAGCUUAAUACAAAAUAUUAACAAUUAAUGAACGAGACUGAGUAUCUUAUGAAGAAUUAUGAAGAUCGAGGAGGGUGUUAUCCGUCGAGGCCGUAGGCCGAGGCGGAGGACACCCUCCGAGAUCUCCAUAAUUCUUCAGAUGAUACGAAAGCCGAAUUCAAUAAUUGUUUUAUUAUUCAUUCAAAAUAAUUGCUAGUUUAAAAACAUAGCUAAAAAAUGCUUACCACCGUCGAUGUUAAGUUCAUUCUAGAUGGUGCACGUUUAAGGUUGUUCAGAUCCGCACAUAUUCUCCAAAUAGCCGAUGUCGCAAUUCGAGUUGUCUUCUUGCUGUUCUUGCCAUGUCUUUAACUAUUAUUUCGCCUAGUUCUUACUCUUGAAACGAGUGAAAUUUCCGCCAUUUUUGUUUUCACAACCUAAACAACUGAACCUCGUCCCCAGGUAUCUUGGUGAACGGUGCAUUAACUGCAAGGAAGCUGCACUUUUGACGUCAUCGGUUGAUUUAUCGCAAAAUUCUUUCAAAGCUGGUCAUCAGUAGCUGGUUAUGGUGAAUUAUGCGUGUGCUUUAGCCAAUCAGAAUAAGAGAAAUACUUUGAAUGAAUAAUAAAUAUAUUUAUUUCUUUUUUUCCAAAGGACUUGGUAAAGGAGAAGCUCCUCCACCGCCUCCACCCGCAUCAACACCGAGAACACCUUCUGCAGAAGAAACGGCCGAAUCAGUCAGCGUAAAUGUCGGAUUAAAUAUUUCUGAGGUGAGCCAUUUUUCUGGCAAUCAAUUAGUUGGAAUUUUUUGAAAACCUACCUUGCGAAAAUGGCCAUCAUUUGACUAAAAACAAAACCCAUCUUUCUGCCCUCCGAUAAGCGAAAGUGAGGUAAAAGGAGCACCCCCUCCUCAAUUUGUAAGACGCUCCAGAUCAAACCAAAGGGGCAAAUUCAAUAGUUACUUAAAGGCGCCAAUAUUGAGCCACGAGUUAGACACAAGGAUAUUGCUGUUUUGGGUUAAUUCUGUGCAAAAGUCAUUGCCUUUACCCUAUACACGAAAUGUUUCUAUACAGUUAUGAAGAAGAUAUCAAUAGUCAACAAUAACCAUGAUAACCUUUUUGGUGAUUUUUGCAGGCAUAACAUUAUAACUUGAAAAAAGUUGACAGUUUUUAAUACAUUAUUAUCCUUGCCCUCCGUUGCAACAGACGACAAGAAACAGUUUAAAUGUCUAAAUAUAAUCUUAAAUAACAAAAUUAACCAUUAUUUUUGGAAUUAAAUUGAAACGAAGACAAUUGCAGAUUUUAGCUUUUUAAAAGAGAGGUCAACUAGCGUGACAUUCUAAUUUCUAGAUCUCUCAGCUAAUUUUUCUUAUUGCAGUGGAAUAAACCAAAGGAGGACGCGUUCAAGCAGUCCGUUGCACAAGCAGCUACAGAUCAUUGUUUGACAGGUAGCAACUGUCAAUCAACGGAAACCAGGUAUUGACUACUUGUCGAUUUAUUGCUUUACUGAUUGAUUGCUUGAAGAAUGGAUGGAUGCUUAAUUCUCCAUAGACUCAUUUCUUGACAGUUUAACUAAAUUUGUCAUCAUUUCAAUAUUUUGAUCCGGAGAUUAAGAAAGUAGCUGUGAAGUAAGGAAUCUGCACAAAACAACAACAACAACAACAACAACAACAACAAUAUAUCAUAAUAAUAAUGAUGAUGAUGAUGAUGAUGAUGCUUAUACAUUGUAGUUAUGAUAAAUAUAAUAUGAUAAUAAAUAACAAAAAGACAACAAAUCCACUCCCAUUUUAAGCUCUCGACGCAAACGCAGAUCAGCGGGAAGCCUGGUCUUUACAGAGAACCAAGUACACGUGUUGCCUGGUUACCCAAAACAGAUUUCAGUGAGUCCACUCCUGGCAAAUAUUUCAUUUUACAUACAGUCUCCGGCUGGAUCGUCGUUUACCGUCAUGCCGAAAGCUGUCGUGGUUGCCAUCGUUCAGAGUUCUCUGGCAAGCAUUUCAAGCGCCCUCAAUGCCAACAUAUCAAGUGUACAAACGCUUUUUGCAGACACAACGACAGCGACAUCUUCAACUCCGCCGAUUACAACCGCCACUACACGGGUGUUACCUACGGAGAAAGAAAGCAAUAUGAAAUAUAUCAUUGCUGGUUGUGUUGCUAGUGGGGUGGUGAUUAUCAUCAUUGUCGUAAUCCUUGUGUGGUGGUGCAAUAAGAAAAAAAGGUACCUGUGCCAC
Molecule: messenger RNA, 9508 nt
Organism: Porites evermanni
Lineage: Eukaryota; Metazoa; Cnidaria; Anthozoa; Scleractinia; Poritidae
Source: the annotation of a GenBank genome assembly